AUGUCAGAACAAGUUGAAGCCACCUCAGCACCAUCGCAACCUCAUUUACAAACCGUUGGAUUCGAUCCAAGGUUCCCAAACCAGAAUCAAACUAAACAUUGUUGGCAAUCAUAUGUCGAUUAUCACAAAUGUAUCAACAUAAAGGGUGAAGAUUUCGCUCCUUGUAAAGUGUUUUGGAAAACUUAUUCUGCUCUAUGUCCAGUUGACUGGAUCGAAAAAUGGGAUGAGCAAAGAGAGAAAGGUACCUUUGCUGGUGAUAUCCAAAACAUUUAG
Molecule: messenger RNA, 273 nt
Organism: Tetrapisispora phaffii CBS 4417
Lineage: Eukaryota; Fungi; Ascomycota; Saccharomycetes; Saccharomycetales; Saccharomycetaceae
Gene: COX12
Product: cytochrome c oxidase subunit VIb
Exons: 1
Coding region: 1-273 (90 amino acids)
Cellular component (GO): respiratory chain complex IV; mitochondrion
Source: RefSeq, a predicted model, not a curated record